AUGUGUCAGGCUAAGUUUUGCUUUCCCAAGUUGCGAAUUUUUGAUCUUUCUCGUAAUGAAUUCAGUGGCUCACUUCCUGAAAAAGUUUUUGGAAACUUCAAGGCAAUGAUCAAAUUAGAUGACGCAGACACGAGAGAGAUCAAGUACAUGGAAUCUAAGUCGAAUUUGUCAUUUGACACAUUGUAUGAGGAUUCAGUGAGUUUGGUAAUCAAGGGGAAGGAUAUUGAGCUACAAAGAAUCAGCACAAUUAUGACAACCAUAGAUCUCUCAAGCAACCAUUUUGAAGGUGUCAUUCCGAAAACACUAAAGGACCUCAACUCACUUUGGCUACUAAAUUUAUCCCAUAACAAUCUCAUAGGUCAUAUUCCAAUGGAAUUGGGGCAAUUAAAUACACUUGAAGCUUUAGAUCUCUCCUGGAAUCGGCUCACUGGAAAGAUUCCGCAGGAAUUGGCAAGAAUGAACUUUCUGGCCUUCUUAAACGUCUCUCAAAAUCAUCUCGUCGGACCAAUUCCUCACGGCCUACAGUUCAACACAUUUGAAAAUGACUCGUAUGGCAGCAAUCUUGAUUUAUGUGGUCCUCCUUUAUCAAAGAAAUGUGAAACAAUUGGUUCAUCACAUGUUCCUCAACCAUUGGAGUUUGAAGAAGAUGAAGACCGAUUGCAUGUUCCUCGCCCAUUGGAGUCCGAAGAAGAAGAAGAGUCGUAUUUUGCUAGUGGAUUUACGUGGCAAUCAGUGGUCAUAGUUGUUGUAACUGUCAUGUGGAGCCUCAUGUUUAAAGUGUUCAAAUUUCCGACAACUUUUGUUGUUGGGAUUAUGAAUCCAGGCAUUAUGAUUACCCAAGAACAAAGUCUUGGAAUGAGAGUAGGGAUUGCUGCACUUGGGAUGGAGUCACUUGUCACAUGUUAUCGGGUUGGACCUUAG
Molecule: messenger RNA, 921 nt
Organism: Solanum verrucosum
Lineage: Eukaryota; Viridiplantae; Streptophyta; Magnoliopsida; Solanales; Solanaceae
Product: receptor-like protein 9DC3
Exons: 3
Coding region: 1-921 (306 amino acids)
Molecular function (GO): protein binding
Source: RefSeq, a predicted model, not a curated record